This is a messenger RNA of Nerophis ophidion (straightnose pipefish), 3747 nucleotides long. RefSeq names its product forkhead box I2 (gene foxi2). Gene Ontology annotation, molecular function: RNA polymerase II cis-regulatory region sequence-specific DNA binding; DNA-binding transcription factor activity, RNA polymerase II-specific. Bases 98 to 1294 code for a protein of 398 amino acids. Lineage: Eukaryota; Metazoa; Chordata; Actinopteri; Syngnathiformes; Syngnathidae. The transcript has 2 exons. Gene Ontology annotation, biological process: cell differentiation; anatomical structure morphogenesis; regulation of transcription by RNA polymerase II. The record is from RefSeq and is a predicted model, not a curated record.
AACUCCCGCAUGCCGGCUGACACUUGUUGAGAGAGAGAACACCUCCAGGCUCCAGCGUCUCACUGCACCUCCUUCUGGGGUGUUCCCGCCGGGAGUGAUGAUCGACCCCGAGUCCCAUCUCCUGCAAAACCACCAGAACCAGCUCCAUCACAGCUCCCCCAACGUCGACUCCCUCCCGCCCAAGGGCGCCCACCAGGCCCCGGACAUGGCGGCGGCGUACUGCGACAGUCUCAGCGGCAUGUACCACCAUCACCAUCACCACCACCAUCACCACCAGCAGCAGCAGCAGCAGCAACAGCAGCAGACCCUGCAGACCUCCACCCACCGGGCGGCCGGCUUCGGCCUCGGGGAGUACGCGUCCCCGUCGAGUCAUUACAUGUGGGGCGUCAACCCCGCUUCGUCUUACCUGCACGCCGGUAGUCCCGCCGCGCCCUUCGCUCCGCCCUCGUACGGCUCGCAGCGGCAGUUCCUGGCCGCCGGCUCAUCCGCCUUCGGCGGCCCGGAGCUGGGCUGGCUGUCGGUGGCGAGCCAGGAGGAGCUGCUCAAGUUGGUCCGGCCUCCGUACUCGUACUCGGCGCUCAUCGCCAUGGCCAUCCAGAACGCGCAGGACAAGAAGCUGACCCUAAGUCAGAUCUACCAGUACGUGGCGGACAACUUCCCCUUCUACAAGAAGAGCAAAGCCGGCUGGCAGAACUCAAUCCGGCACAACCUGUCACUCAACGACUGCUUCAAGAAGGUUCCCCGGGACGAGGACGACCCUGGAAAAGGAAACUAUUGGACGCUGGACCCCAACUGUGAGAAGAUGUUUGACAACGGAAACUUCCGCCGAAAGAGGAAGAGAAGGUCUGAUGCCAGCGGGUCCGCAGGGGUCACCAAGGUCGAGGACGGCGGCUUGGCGAUGGGCUCCACGCCCAAGCCCGCUGACAGCCCCCCGCCGCUGGGGCCGCCCUCGCCGGACAUGGAGGCCCUGGGCGAGAACCUGAAGACACCAUCGCCAUGUUUCAACAACUUUUACAGCAGCAUGUCCUCGCUGGGCUCAGUGGGCCCAAACCGGCAGGGGCCCCUGGGACUGCUCAAUGAGUUGUCCAACAGGAACAUUACGGCCCUGGGCGGCGCCUACCACAGCGGGCCGGACACGGGCCCGCCCGAGCACCCCAGCGACGGCCUGCAUUUCAACCGGGGAGUUUACUACAACACCUUUGCAGGGGGGCAGGGCGGACAGUUGGGCGGCCAUUUGUACAACAGCUUCAGCGUCAACAGCCUCAUUUACCCCCGCGACGGCUCCGAGCUAUAGGGGUCAGUGAGGUCGCCUGCUCCCUGGACACUUCAUUAGGCUCACCAGCACCAAUCACAACGCAUGGUUUAGGUGUUGUUUCAGCAAUAUGUUCGUUGUUCGUGUUGGUCACAUGUUGGUGGCUGUAUUGAGCGAAAAUAUUCCAAACAGUACUAAUGACAUUCAUUUUGUUCAGCGGACACUGUCUUGCGCUGGUGCAGGUGUCCGUAAUGAAAUGACCAGGAAGUGUUUGAGCUUUAUUACUUAGUGACCACGCCAUAUUUUAUGUUGGUUUUUUUAAUCACAGUUUCCUUUUCAAACCUGUGUUGUCUCGUUGACAGCAGUUGAUAUAUACUUUCAGCAUCUUACCAAAUGUUUUAAUGGCAUGUGUUGCUUUGUGGCGGCCAAAACAAAACGAAACGACGAGUUCAAACCUGCCAAAGUUGCCUUUUUUUGACGGGCGGGAGGGAAGGGGGGUGUUGCCUCACGUUACCUCACAAAGACGUCACCUCACAAAGAUGUCAGCUGUCAGAUUCUCGUGCAGUAAACACAACUUGACUGAAAGGACAGCACUGCGCCUCAUUCUAAUAUUCAUAAUUAUACACCCAUUGUAUUUUUGUAAACUACAGGUGGGAAAUAUUUAUGCUAUUUAUGCUGGCAGGAAUUUUUGUCAACUCUUGCCUGAACAUAUUUUGAUUAAUGAGGCCCUUGGUUGUAGUGCGUGCGUGUGUGUGUGUGUGUGUGUGUGUGUGCGUGCGCGUGCGUGUGUUUGUGUCUAUAUAUCCAUCCAUUUCCUACCGCUUGUCCCUUUCGGGGUCGCGGGAGGUGCUGGAGCCUAUCUCAGCUACAUUCGAGCGGAAGGCGGGGUACACCCUGGACAAGUCGCCACUUCAUCGCAGGGCCAACACAGAUAGACAGACUAUAUAUAUAUAUAUAUAUAUAUAUAUAUAUGUAUGUGUGUGUGUGUACAUACCGUAUUUCCUUGAAUUGCUGCCGGGGCGCUAAUCAAUUUAAAACCUUUUCUCACUCCUGCACUUACCAAAGGUAUGCGGUAAAAGUAAGCAUGCACUAAUUAUUUUAAAACCUCUUCUCACUCCAGCACUUACCAAAGGUAUGAAGUAAAAAUUUGAGUGUGAUGUAAGCUUGGACCUUAAUGGCCAACUGAAAUGAGAUUUUCUUAUUUAAACGGGGAUAGCAGGUCCAUUCUAUGUGUCAUACUUGAUCAUUUCGCGAUAUUGCCAUACUUUUGCUGAAAGGAUUUAGUGGAGAACAUCCACGAUAAAGUUUGCAACUUUCGGUGCUAAGAGAAAAGCCCUGCCUCUACCGGAAGUCGCAGACGAUGACGUCACAUGUUUGAUGGCUCCUCACAUAUUCACAUUGUUUUUAAUGGCAGUCUCCAAGAAAAAGUGCUAUUCGGACCGAGAAAACAACAAUUUCCCCAUUAAUUUGAGCGAGGAUGAAAGAUUUGUGUUUGAGGAUAAUGAUAGAGACGAACUACAAAAAAAACAAGUUAAAAAAGACGCGAUUGCAUUGGGACGGUUUCUGAUGUUUUUAAACACAUUUACUAGGUUAAUUCUGGGAAAUCCCUUAUCUUUCUAUUGUGUUGCUGGUGUUUUAGUGAGUUGAAUAGUACCUGAUAGUCGGAAGGGUGUCUCCACGGGUGUGUUGACGUGCAGUGUCUCAGGGGAGUCGACGGCAGCUAUGGACGGCACAAGCUCAGCUUUUCUCCGGUAAGAACCGACUUUUUAACCACAAUUUUCUCACCGAAACCUGCUGGUUGACAUGUGGUCGGAAGCCAUGUUCUCUUGACCGCGCUCUGAUCCAUAGGAAAGUUUCACCUCCAGGAAUUUUAAACAAGGAAUCACCGUGUGUUUGUGUGGCUAAAGGCUAAAGCUUCCCAACUCCAUCUUUCUACUGUCACUUCUCCAAUAUUAAUUGAACAAAUUGCAAAACAUUCAGCCACACAGAUGUCCAAAAAACUGUAUAAUUAUGCCGUUAAAGCAGACGACAUUUAGCUGUGUGUGUGCGGUGCUCAUAUUUCCUAAAAUCCUGUGACAUCUAGCAUACACGUCAUCAUUACGCGACGUUUCGAAGACGAAACUCCCGGGAAAUUUAAAAUUGUAGUUUAGUAAACUAAAAAGGCCGUAUUGGCAUUUGUUGCAAUAUUAAUAUUUCAUCAUUGAUAUAUAAACUAUCAGACUGUGAGGUGGGUAGUAGUGGGUUUCAGUAGGCCUUUAAAUCCUACUGAAUAGCUCUUAAUCUUCUUCCCUUUAUGCGAUUUCAAAUUACCGGUAUUGAAAUCAGUCUCCUCCAUUUUGAAAAUGAUGACAGGGGAAAUGUCACUCGUGACGUCACAAGUUUGAACAGGCGGUAAUCCUAAGCAUGCGCUAAUUAUUUUGGGAAGCGAGUUUGACCCGGCAGUAAUUCAAGGCAGGCGCAUACUAUAUGCCCUGCGGCAAUUCAAGGAAAUACGG